Messenger RNA from Striga asiatica, 357 nucleotides. The record is from the annotation of a GenBank genome assembly. NCBI's taxonomy places the organism in Eukaryota, Viridiplantae, Streptophyta, Magnoliopsida, Lamiales, Orobanchaceae.
AUGAUCACACAGGUGCAGAUACAGGUCCUUUUUAGAACGGAAUUUAGAAAGCAGGGCAUCAGGGCCGUCGACGGCACCGGCUAUCAGAUCACGGUAAUCGGACGGAACCGACCCCAAACGACGUCGGAUUGGGAGGCGGAGCGGAACGUGGAGGCGACCGCCGACAGCCGGCAGGCGUCCUUAGGGCUCGUGAGCGAUAGGGCGUUGGCUAUGCAGUCCUCCGGAAGCGCCAACAGCCAACUCAACCUUCUUUUGAGGAUUCUGCCAACUUUAAUGCCCCUCAAACCUCCACUCAUCAAAGCACAGCAUAGGCUCAUUCACUGGCCAUCAAUUCUCCAUCCCAAGUGGUUGAAAUAA